AUGUCGCACACAUCGGAGGAAGAGUCCCUGAGCAACUUCCAGCAGCAACCAAAGCUCGAGGUCGGUUCCGCGGGGCCAAGCAGAGGCGAUGCGGCCAUGCCUGUGGUGAAAAAGAGACGAGGUCAUCCAGGAAAUCCAGAUCCAGAUGUGGAAGUAGUAGCUUUAUCACCCAAGACACUCGUUGCGACAAAUAGAUACAUAUGUGAAGUCUGCCAUAAGGGAUUCCAGAGAGACCAGAACCUCCAACUCCACAGGAGGGGGCAUAACCUGCCAUGGAAGCUCAAGCAGAGAAGCAGCACUGAUGCUAAGAAGAAGGUGUAUAUCUGCCCUGAGGUGACCUGCCCGCACCAUGAUGCAACCCGAGCUUUAGGCGAUCUUACAGGCAUAAAAAAACACUUCUCCAGGAAGCAUGGUGAGAAGAAGUGGAAGUGUGACAGAUGUUCAAAGAAGUAUGCCGUCCAGUCUGAUUGGAAGGCUCACACAAAGAUAUGUGGCACCAAGGAGUACAGAUGUGACUGCGGAACUAUUUUCUCAAGAAAGGAUAGCUUCAUCACACAUCGAGCCUUCUGUGAUGCGUUAGCUGAAGACAACUCAAGGGUUAACCACAGUCUUGCUACCAUGGUUGGAAGCCUGCAUGGUCAGCAGGACAUCUUUUCACAUGGAGUGCCCAGCUUGAGCUCGUCACACACUGAUAUGGUUGCAAACAUUUCUAGUAACGACCAUAACUCAGACAUCCAUCUGAGAUCUUUAUCUCCUUAUGCCCUCAUUACAAGGAACACUGCCUUGUUCUCCAACCAGAUAUCACCCAAGGAUUCAGGUUUUCCACUUGAUGGAAGCGCAUCAAACUAUCCUUACAUGUCCAUGAACUCUCCAUACAUGUCAGCAACAGCCCUUCUACAGAAAGCAGCAGAGAUGGGAGCAAAGACCAGCCAGGAUCCUAUUUCACCAUUGCUUUUGAAAGGUUUCACAAAUAAUUUUAGUACUGCUAGGGGUCAUAUGGACAUAUCUUCUGGUAGUCAAGGAGAUUCUCUAGGGAAUUCAGCAGCUAACAGUGAUUGCAUGAAGACUGCUCAAGAUGGGAGCUCUUACAUGAAUGGUCGCAACAAUGUCCUGAUCAACUCAACAUGGACCAGCGGUAUGAUGACACCUACUACUGUACCUUUAAUUGGACUCAUGAACCAGCCAUUCUCCAUGAGACAAGGAAAGGAGAGCCCUCGCAUUUUUCCGGAAAUCCAGACGCAGCACAACACACAGGAAAACAUUUCAGGGGUAGGAGAUGCGGGCCUAACACAAGACUUUCUAGGUUUAGGAGGCAGUGGAAAUUUGGAUAUGAGUUCUGAGACCUACAAUACAGAUGUGACAGCAUUAAGCUAUUCUGAUGAGCAGCAAAAAAAUCAGGAACAUAUGUAUUCGUACCAUGAGUCAUCUCUUGACUCCACUGCAUUGGAGAAACCUAUUUGGGAUUCAUGA
Messenger RNA from Lolium rigidum, 1470 nucleotides. Its product is annotated as protein indeterminate-domain 12-like. Gene Ontology annotation, cellular component: nucleus. The record is from RefSeq and is a predicted model, not a curated record. The transcript has 3 exons. NCBI's taxonomy places the organism in Eukaryota, Viridiplantae, Streptophyta, Magnoliopsida, Poales, Poaceae. The coding region runs from base 1 to 1470 and encodes 489 amino acids. Gene Ontology annotation, molecular function: DNA-binding transcription factor activity.